Molecule: messenger RNA, 4836 nt
Organism: Neopsephotus bourkii (Bourke's parrot)
Lineage: Eukaryota; Metazoa; Chordata; Aves; Psittaciformes; Psittacidae
Gene: RAD51AP2
Product: RAD51 associated protein 2
Exons: 4
Coding region: 338-4531 (1397 amino acids)
Source: RefSeq, a predicted model, not a curated record
GGUUCGGUGGUUGUCCCCCGGGUCGGUGUGAGGGGCGAGCCCUGCUUCUUAGGGUUCCCAAACGAGAGGGUCCUGGUCGGAGGCAGCGGGGUGCCUGGCAGGCAGAGCCCAGGGAGGAGGCAGCCUCCGGAGAGGGCGGGCAGCCGGGCUGAGGGAGACCUCCGCGCUCCUGGGGAAUGCAGCUAGAGGAGGUACCUCACGGCGGGUCGGGGCGCUGAGAGAGGGAAGCCACCCUGCUGCAGGGACGGAAUUAAAAAUCCUUUAAAAUAAAAGCCUACAAGAGGUUGUACAAAGCGGGAAGGAGAGACGGCUUUCCUGCCGGACUGCCUUGGGAAGUAUGGAGCUUACAUUAGUGAGCAUGGAAAGUACAUGUUCUGAAAAAUUUUUUUCUGCAACGUCAGAUGAAACUGAAUGCUACCUAUACCCAAAGAGAAUUAAAAUAGAAAGUAAUCAAAAAAACAUAGAGAAAGAGGAGCAGCAAAAGCUAGAGCAAAGCACACAUUGUGUGAACAGAUACCAGACAUCACCACAUGAACCUGUAUGUUUAUCAGAAAGGCAGAACAACUGGGCAUUACAGAAGCAAAGUUGUGACACAAGAAAAACUUGUACGAGAAAUUUUGUCCAUUUUCAAACUUGUAAUAAUGAAAUACUGCCAUGUAGUGUAUCAGAAAAUAAGCUGUCCUUCAAAAAAUGCAGUUCUGAAAAUGAAAACCAGAGUACUACAGAAGAUGGCAUUUCAUUGAAUGUGCGUGGACAGCCUCUCAAAAUAGAGUCACUCAGUGUAUGGAGUGAUGCCAACACUUGUAAAAGCCUGCAGGUACUAAAUCCACCCCAAGUGCAGCGGAACAGCAAUGUAGGACAAAACAAUACAAGAAAGAGUGAAAAUGAAUUCAAACAAAAUUCUUCAGUUACACCCUUAAACAGAGACUCAUUUCAGAUGGAAUUGUUAAAUCAUAAGUCUGUCUUCGAUAAAAAGUGGAAACAAUACCAGCUCCUGCAAAUUCCAUUUUUAUGUGGUACCAGUUCUGUGUUUUCACACAUAGAACAUGAGAAGAAUAAUUUUCUGGAAAAAGUGUGUUCUAUAGAAGAUAAAUAUUACUGCAGUAGUGAUAAUGAAAUCACUGCAGAAAGAGAGAGUAAAGAAAAAAAUCUUUCCUCAUACUCCAUUCCAACAUUAAAACCCUUUAAAAGUAUACAACCACUGGAAAUCCCCAGUUUUCAACUUCCUUGCAUUUCAAGUAAAACAAAUAGUGAAACAAUAUCAACUCUCUUAAAGGAGACAGACUGGAAGAAUUUUCAAGCCCAACCAUCUUUGGUACAGUCUAAACAGAUACACAGUGUACAAAAAAUAUCUGAAAUAGAGAAACAAGAACUGAAAAAUUAUAAAAGUACUGUAAAAGCUUCAACUGUUGGUUCUGAACUUGGGGAAAAUAAUUUCCCACCAAUUAGCAAACAAGAGCACAGUGCUUUGGCAGAAGGAGGAAGAGUCUCUGUAACUUACUUCAGAGGCGAUGGCACUAAUAUUGAAUUUAAUCAGACACUUGCUGAAAAUGAAUUCAAAGAUCAACUGCUGGAGAAUUCAGAAGGUGAUGAUGACCAGAAGUCAAAGAUUCACAUUUACAUUAGUGCUAGAAAUGUUCAGAAUAAGAAAUGUGUUAGCAGUAAUGAUCUUUUGAAAAGAACAGGGAGGAAGAGCAUUAAUGAGAAUGCGGGAACAUUUCAUCAUAUACAGACAAGUAUUCCAGUAAUAACAGAAGUGUUAGAGAAAAGUAAGUUGGAUAUAGACUGUGAUGGGCAUAAGUCCAACACUGAUGUUAGUUUCUAUGAAGCAAAAUCACAACUCUCUACAAAAGACAUACUUUAUUUCAAAAGAUACUCAACUAAAACUAUGAUAUUUGAAAGGAAUUGUUGUCGCACUAUUGCACAGAAUUUUCCAGUUAUGAAAGUGAGUUGCAAUAUAUUUAGGGGAAAGGAAAUGUUAAAAUUGAAGCUUUCAUUUCAAAACAUGUUGUUUGGAUGGGUCAGGACUUGGCCUGAAUCUCCAUACAAAGAUAUGCCCAUGUGUCAGGAUUACAGUGUUACACCUGGGUUUCAUUUUCAUGAAAUAUUAAACAAGCACUGUGAUGCUCAAAAGUUAGUAAAGAGCAAUAUAAAUAGGAACCUCAACAAUAAAAUACUCAUUUGUUUGCUGGCUAUUAUUUCAAAGCAUUUUAAGGUUGAAGCAAUUCUUGCUUCCUUUCUUAGUAGCAGAAAUACACUAGAAGAAAAGUCCAUGCAAGUGGAGAAACAGCCUUUAUGUGAGAGAAAACAAAAUCAGUUAAACUCAUGCACAGAUAAUGCUUUGAUGGAAAACACAGAAUUUUAUAAAAAAAAAGAAACUUAUCCAGGCUUUUUAAAUUCCAAAUCCAUGGAAAGCAUUGGUUUUGCCUUUCAUAAUGAAUGCCAGAGAAGACAUUUUUCUACAUCUUUAGGUGAACAAGAGUCUACCAUCCUAAAACGAGGAACCCUCUUUCAUGACCAAAAAAGUGGAUUGUAUAAGAGAAGACAUGUCAGAAAGCACCACCUCUUACCCAGGGAGAGUGAAAGGCUUAGUACCUAUUUGAGGUCAGUCAGUCACAAAAAUGGUAUGAAAAAGCAAAUUUUAGUUGCUAAAUGUGUAAUCUUGUUGAAGGGUGCUUUUGAUUGUUCUUCACUGGACAAGAUGUAUUGCUGCAAUAUCACAAAAGUACAACAUCUGAUAGGAGCAAAUCUUGGAUUUUGGAGCUACUUUCCUGCCCAUUCAGAACUAAAAUUCACAAAGGUAAAUCGUAGCUGUGCAAAUUGGGAAAUACCAGUAAAGCAGGAGAAGAAACCAAGUGAAGUGUUUAAUACUUCUUUUCAUAGGAAAGUAUUUAAACCUUUCGCUUUUGCUCUAUGUGAAACUAAGAAACAUGAAACAAUUGAAUACAGAACCAUCAUGACAUCUACAAAUGAGGUCACAGAUGAAGUCAUGUAUACUAUGAAAAAAUACUUGGACACUUCUGGUUAUAUAAAUACUGACAGAAAAGAAUAUAUUAAGUCAGAAGAAUUGCAAAUAAAUUAUCAUAAUUUUCUUUCAAAAAAAUCUUUCUCUGUUUUUGACACAUAUGAAAAAAUUCCCCUUACAACUGAUUCUGAGGAGUUUGACCAGUUUGUAGUUGUAAACCAUGACAAUUCUGCCAAAAAAGGGUUAUUUGAAGAAAAUCCAGUCACCAGUUCAGAAAAGGUUCAUAAUUUGCCGGCUAAAUUAGAUGAUGUUUUAAUUCUACCUGAGCAGUCAAAACCAGCCAUGGAAAAAUGUAAUUCUUUCUUGUUACAAGAUAACCAACCUGAAUCUUGCAAGCAAAUAGAUACAUAUAGUCCACAUUUAACAAACAAAGAAGAAAAAGUAGAAAACCAAAAUACUUACUUAAAUUUUGAAAAAUUAUUUCCUAGUUCCUCAAAUGUUUAUCUGUCUGUCACUUUGCCAUUAGACAGCAGCUGUUUUGUCAAUAAUGACAGAGUAGUAAGUGAAGAUGGACACUGCAGGAAUUCCUCAAGUGCAGACAAACGAAAACAAAGUGAAAAAAAUCCUGCUGCUACUCAAUAUCCAACCAUAGAAAGUCCUGCCAUGGCAGAUACACACUUGCCAUUACUGGCUAAAGAAAUGGUGCAGUUUUCCUUGCAAGGGUAUACACAGACAAAGGAAACAGCCAGUUCAGAGCCAGCAACUUUGGAACAACAUCCUGAAUAUGUAAAAGAACAGGAAAAGAUAAAUGAUGAACAAAUGCAUGUAACUAAUGAAAGUCAAUGUGAGACUGUAAUGAAUGACUUGAUUAUUUCAUAUUCAGAAGAUGAAGCUAAAACAUUCAUUGCUGCAGAAGAGAAAUUAGAAAUGCAUUUAUCCGUAAUAAACAAUGGAUCUCUUGAAGAUGUAAAAGAUCAGUAUUUACCUUUAGAAAAUAAAAUAACAUAUGAAUUUGAACUGAAGAGAAAAUUUGAUUUAGUGCUAGAAGAGCUACGUAUGUUUCAUGAAAUUAGCAAGGGAAAUGAAAACACUUUAUCUAGUUUGGAAACAAACUCACACAACAAUUAUUGUGAAUUAAAUAAUUCUGAGGGGAUAGAUGAAAAAGUGACAAGUGUUUCUCCUACAAUCUGUGGUGCUAUAGAAGGGCAAAACAUAACUGACAGUAAUGGAAGCUCAUUAAAUGAAAAGAUGUCAAAUGAAAAUGAAGAUCAGAAAACAUCUGAGGAAUGUUGUAUUUCAACAGUGUCAUCUGAAGAAUUGCUACAUUCACCUGCUGCAGAAGGCUAUUAUGAUACAGCUUAUAGAAAGCCAUACACAUGGGACCCUGCUUUUUUAUCCUGCAUGCAUCUUAAGGACCAAACCUGUAAUUUACAGAAAGAGGGAGGAUACUUUCUGUCACAUGAAGUUAUAAGAGUACAGCCUCUUAAAACACGCAAGGGCCCUAUCAGGAUUGGACUGUCAAGAAAAGCUAGGCCCAAACAGCAGCUUCAUCCUUAUCUGAAAUGAUACCGAAUUCUUUUACCAGCCUUCAAAUAGAACCAGUCUGCUUGAAAACAUCUGAAAUGCUUUUAUGUUCAGUGUUUUGGUUGAUGGUUUGAUCUUUGUGGUUUAUGGUAUUUUUAGACAUUAAUAUCACAGUGUUUGCUAGUGAUUUAUUUAAGAAUACUCCUGUGAAUACUUGAUAGCAAAGGGAUUUAUAGUGAAUGUUUACUAGUAGAAGUUUUAAUGGAAAUAUGAAACCCUUUUAAAGUUUAUGUAUUAUUAAUAAAAUCUGACAUGUAUUUUUCAUCUAUUAAAAUAUACAGUUGAAA